ACGGUUAUUCACUGCAUUAGUCUAAUGUUUCAUUUAAAUGUCGGCGAUUUAAAAACUUAUAAACAAAGACCGACCAGUUAGUCGUAAUUAGUCGUAAUUUAGAGGUUGAGCACGUACUCAAAAGAGUCCUUGACAAGUUUUUGCAGAACGUGAGCUUUGCUUGAAGACGUCUGGAAAAAUGUUCACAGAUCAGGAGAGACAGGAAGACGAGAUCACUGCAAUCUCAAACAUUUGUGCUCCGCAUGAGUUUUCAUAUCAGAGAGGCAUAAACUUUCGUUGUGUCUUGACCACUGCACCUGAACUUAUAGAGGGUAGCAUUAAUGUUCGCUAUAUGGUUUACGAUGGAGGAUAUCGGAGCAAGCCACUUUAUCGAAAGUUUCAAGUAAAAUAUUUACCUCCUAUUAAGUUGUUUGUUGAACUGCCUGCGAUGUAUCCCUCGCAGAAACCACCACGUUUUCAAUUGUCGAUUACAUGGCUUCCGCCUUGGGAGACUUCAUUGGUUUGUCUCAGGCUGGAUGAACUGUGGCAAGAGAACGAAGGAAACGAGAUUUUAUUUUUGUGGCUGGAAUUCCUGAAAAAUGAUUCCCUGAAAUAUCUGAACAUACACGAUUGUCUGGAUGUUUCGUUCUUAUUUUCUGCUUACAAAGAGCCUUAUGACAUUGCCAUGUUAACAAUUUUAGAUAUGAGUGACAGCAGGGCUGUCAAUUUUGCAAUAUUUCUGAAUCCUCGGGAAUACUUGACAGAGUACUCGAAGAAGCAAUAUAAAGAUGAAUUUAACAAUAACAUUUUUGUUUGUGGCAUUUGCUUUGACGAUGAGUCAGGGAAAAAGUGCAUUGGAUUCCAAGAUUGCUAUCAUGUAUAUUGUAGAAAUUGUCUACAAUCUUAUGUUUCGGUCAAAAUUGAGGAAGCAAACGUUAAGAAUAUUUUAUGCCCCGAGCCUGACUGUAAAUCCGAGAUUAGUCCAAAUCUCGUAAAGGAUCUAUGUCCACAAUUAUUUGAGAAGUACGAAAAGUUAUUAUUAGAUAUUACUUUAGGUAAUAUGAGUGAUAUAGUAUUUUGCCCCCGACUUCUUUGUCAGAAACCUGUCACUAUCGAAGAGGGACGAGAUUCAGCUAUUUGUGCAUAUUGUGAUUACUGCUUCUGCAUAUAUUGCCGUAAAGUAUAUCACGGUAUCAUGCCUUGUAGUAUGAGCGAUGAAGCUAAGGUCUCUUUGAUUGAAAACUAUUUAAAAGCAAGUUCUGAAGAGAAGAAAGUUCUGGAAAAAAAGCACGGAAGAAAACAGUUGCAAAUCGUAGUAGAAAACCAUUUAUCGCGGGAAUAUAUCAAAAAAGAAACGAAACCUUGUCCAAGUUGCCAUACGCCGAUAGUAAAAAGUAUGGGCUGUAAUAAGAUGAAAUGUAUUCAUUGUAAUGUUUCUUUCUGUUGGCUAUGUGGAAAGGAAAUUACUGCCAUUAACCCGUACUCCCAUUUCUGGGGAAACAAUGGAGGUUGCUACAAACGUUUGUUUGAGACUUAGAUUAAGAGACUAUUUGCAAAAGAAUAUUUUAAUUCCUGUUUGUACAAAGAAUCAAGAAUUCUUCUAUACACACGUUGUGAUAUCAUAAAUCUAAUCCUUAUAAUUAAUUCAUUGAAUAAACGUUUUUUUAUAAAUUUAUAAAAA
Orussus abietinus is the source of this 1660-nucleotide messenger RNA. Its product is annotated as E3 ubiquitin-protein ligase RNF14. The record is from RefSeq and is a predicted model, not a curated record. Gene Ontology annotation, cellular component: ubiquitin ligase complex; cytoplasm. Gene Ontology annotation, biological process: protein polyubiquitination; positive regulation of proteasomal ubiquitin-dependent protein catabolic process; ubiquitin-dependent protein catabolic process. The coding region runs from base 179 to 1516 and encodes 445 amino acids. Gene Ontology annotation, molecular function: ubiquitin conjugating enzyme binding; ubiquitin protein ligase activity; zinc ion binding. NCBI's taxonomy places the organism in Eukaryota, Metazoa, Arthropoda, Insecta, Hymenoptera, Orussidae. The transcript is spliced from 4 exons.